AUGGUAUAUUUUUGCCACUGGGUCAGGUCACCCACUGUAUAUCCAUAUUUCUACGGUAGAGCAAUGUUUCGGCAUUUAUCUCUGACCGCACUCCGUUUUUGCGUACUCUCUCGGUCGCAAAGAUCGCUGAAUAUCUCAGCCGAGCUGGCAAUGCGUGAGCUAACAUUUUUAGGAAUUGAUAUGUUACGUAUUCUCGGCAUAUAUGUGAAAAAAAUAAUGUAAAAUUUGUUUCAGUCCGGCGAUGUUACACAAGGAACACUAUUGGUGGUGUUAGAAGGCCUUGGCGGCCUGUACAGUCCACAGGCUCAGCAAAUCUUUAUAAUCGUUUUUGCGCACAGUGUCGUGUUGGUGGUAUUUAUGUUGCCAAUGAACUGCUAUUGCCGGCAUGUGCUGAUAAUGACGUAAGCAGAGUGCGAUAAGAACAGGCUAAACUGUCGGCUUUCUUUUGAUAUCGGUGUUUCAGAUCUCGACCGCUUCGUCCGUCCAAAACAUUCCUAGUAUUCGGGGUUGCUUGCAUGCUAGCUGGUUUGUUAGCCACUUGGGCCGGUCUUGCGUUCACAUGGGACGGCAAUGGCCGACUUUACGGCUCGUGCCUUAUCCGGAGUAAUCGGCUGAUUUUGAGGGCUGCUGUGGUAAGCUUAUUUAACUUAUUUUGCUGACGACAUAAAGGAGAGUGUUGUCAAAGAAAGCGCUCAGGAUUAAUGUGUGAAAAUUUCGAAAAGGUGACAAUGCAUGUACAGCAAAAAAUGGAAACUUCUUCAUUGGGUCCUGACGCGAAAAUUUUUAAGUGCAGCAAAAUUAUUUUCAUACUGUUAAAUUCUACGUGGUUUUCUCUCCUAGGCCUUAUAAUUUCAUGUCCGUAUCGGUUUACUAACAUUCUUUUUUGUGAAUGACGAACAGAGGGAUCUCGAUUUCGGACCUGUUUUUUAACCUGUGCGAAUUGCUAAUUUGCCCGGCAUUUCAGGACGACCUCUUCACUAAACUCUGUUUUCUGUCCAUCUUGAUUUGCUACGCCACCGUCUAUGUGGCUUCGAUUUACUGGGCUCGCCAAACCUUGUUCUACAUCAAACAAAGGAGACGGUCUUAUAGUUCGAAAGCUCUUUCACUUCAGCAACAGCUGACAAGGAUCAUGAUUGUGCAGGUAUGAAAAAAGUUGUGAGGAGAUUGGCUUCAUCUUAUGCAACACAAAAUUCUAAGGCUUCUAAAUUAUACCUACUUUGGACAGAACGAUUGAUUUUCGGGAUUUUUUGUACAUAUUUGUCGCGAAAAUUGCUGGAUUUCAAGGCUUUUAUAACAAAUUUGCUACUAAGCACAACAUCAGAUACUGAGGAGUCAUUGACCAUAAGAUAAAAAAUUUAAAACGAUUUUUUAAGGCCAUUGUCCCUAUUCUGACCUCGGUUGGCCCGGGAAUCAUGAACGCAGUGACAAUGCUGCUCAAAGUGGAAGCUGGAAACUUCGGAAUGACAGUCUACGGACUUGUCAGUUGGAUUCCGUUUGCAAAUCCGUUGGCUACAAUCAUCAUCAUCAAGCCGUACAGAAAGCAUCUAUUGCGGAUGUUUGGGGCGAAGAAACUGUUCAGCGUUUCCAGUUCCACCGGAGGUUCCUACUCAGUAACUCGUGUAGUUAGCUUUGUCAGUAAAACGCAAAAUUAA
Bursaphelenchus xylophilus (pine wood nematode) is the source of this 1652-nucleotide messenger RNA. Lineage: Eukaryota; Metazoa; Nematoda; Chromadorea; Rhabditida; Aphelenchoididae. The record is from the annotation of a GenBank genome assembly.